Molecule: messenger RNA, 1194 nt
Organism: Notodromas monacha
Lineage: Eukaryota; Metazoa; Arthropoda; Ostracoda; Podocopida; Cyprididae
Source: the annotation of a GenBank genome assembly
AUGGACAUUUUCUUGCUCACUGGGUUACUUAAAGCUAACUGUGACUUGAAGAAAUCUCAUUGUGUUGGGUUGCCACAUCUUGGGCUGCGGCAGCUGGGCGAGGUUGGCCCCAAUUACAUGUGGAGGAAUGGUGGCCCUGUUGGCAGUGAUGGCACCAGCCGGAUGACUGGCACUCUUGUGAAAAAUGAGAGAGGGUACAUUGCCUGGGGGUGUGCUGUCCUGCACAGAACAGACAUGUAUUCUGAUCUUGUGGCCCCUGUUGCUGGUCUGGGGCUGACCAAUCCAUGCAUAGGUCAUUGCCGUGGCACUGAGAUCCACGCUGGUCCAACCAGGAUUGCUGCAGGGAGCGGCUAUGCAGCCUGUUGGACAAGUGCCUGCGCCGCUGCCACUUGCAUGGGGGGGCUGUGGGAUUGGGACCACCCCAGGUGUACUAGUUUGCACAGAGUGUUGCUGCUGUCAUUGUGCCAUCCCCUGUUCUGGGGUGGUGGCACAAGAAUGGCGGCAGUGGCUGUAGCUGUGACAACAGUCUGGGCUGCUGCCACCUUGGGCUUGGCCACUGCGGUUGUUGCCAUGGGUGCAGCCUACUGGAGAUUGGUGGUGUGUGUGGCAAAUAAGUGUCUGACAAUGAGCAGUGAGCUGCAAUUCAAGCUGGAAAGCGUAGAAAUGCGUUUCGCAGGAUGGAUUCUUGACAGUUUCCGCUUCUCCCAGUUCAAGAAAUUAGCAAAUAAUUGGGUUUUGACUUUGCUCUUGGCGUGUUCUACACGAUUGCCUACAGUGGCGAAAAUGUGCGAGAAAUGUUACCCCGCUGCUGAGGGUUGGGUGAUCCGUGUUUACCAUGAUUUUGAAGCAACUGACCCCAACUUCCGAUCCGUCAUGUGCAAAGCGAGCUGCGAAUUUGCCAAUAUAGAUUUUUGCUACGUCAAAAGCCUUCAAGCGCCACUUGAUUCAUACGCUUCUCCAAGUGGCAUGUGGGGUACAAGUAAGCUGUCCCAAUUGGCCAAAAAUGUCAACUGGGAAGAGAUAGAAUCAAAGAUGCUGAAGCAAAUUGGAGCAAAUCCAGUGAUUAGAAGCAUGAAAGGACUGGACCAAGUCAUCAUUGGAUCCGUCGUAUAUCCAGCUGUUUGCAAGACUCCUCUUGACCGGUCACUCAAAAGCUUGUCGGAACCCAUUAAGUCCACUGAAAUCAUGUCAUAG